This is a messenger RNA of Gastrolobium bilobum, 648 nucleotides long. RefSeq lists its product as uncharacterized. Bases 1 to 648 code for a protein of 215 amino acids. The record is from RefSeq and is a predicted model, not a curated record. The transcript is spliced from 6 exons. Lineage: Eukaryota; Viridiplantae; Streptophyta; Magnoliopsida; Fabales; Fabaceae.
AUGAGUUCAAAAUAUGAUUUUCUGAAGGAUGUUAAUCCUGCCAAGGAGGACUGGAGGAUUAAGGUGAAGGUGGUUCGGACUUGGAAAGUUCCUAACUUUCAGCGUAAAAAUUUGGAGGACAAUCUUGAAAUGGUUUUAUUGGGUGAACAGGGUGGUAGGAUCCACGCCACUGUCAAAGAUACCUUGCAGGUGCGGAAUAAAAUCAACGAAGGAGAGUGCUAUUACGUCAUUGGUUUAAUCUCAAGAAUUGGGAAAGUUUGUGAUCGUGUAGUUUCUGGUAAGAAGAAAAAAAUGGUGGUGUUGGAGCUUGACGACCUGAGGGGUCAUAAGUUGGAGUGCACUUUGUGGGAGCAUUAUGUGGAUGAGGUCCAAUCUUUUUUGGCAGACAACGACGAUCCUCAUAACGUCCUGAUAGUCCAACUGGGAAGGAUUAAGUGUUUUAGAGGUAAGGUCGGGAUAACAAAUACAAAAUAUACAACAAGGAUUGUAAUGGAUUCAAAACUGAAUGAGAUUGUUGAGUUCAAAAAACGUCUCUCGAUUGAUGGUGUGGAAAGUAGUACAAGGAUGACUCGAUUGUCUACUCAGUCAUCCUAUUCUUUCAAAAAUGAUUUUCUUAAGGAGACUGAAAAAAGUCUAUCAGUGAUGUGA